CAGGAAGUGAGUUGCUGUUAUUUCUGCUACUUCCAGUUUUUUUACCCCCCCUCUCGGGUAGACAAAUAAUAUUUACACUUUUUCGGCUAAACCAUGUCUCAGGAUCCGUGGCUGCAGAAUUAUGAUGCCACCUGUCGCCUUGCCCAAGAGAUCGCAGAAAAUAUCCAUGAGAGGAACAAGCUGCAGAGAAAUGGCGGGAACCCCGCCAAGUUCAACAUGUCUCUUCGAGCUUCACUACAAAAGCUAAAGCAGCAGAUAGCCCAGCUAAGAGAGACUUUGCUCCGAGCUACAUCUUCCCGUCGCAUAAUGCAAUCAGAAUCGGACAGAAGGCAGAACCUUGUGGAUGAUCUUGUUACACGAGAAAAGCAGCUCAAUGCCACAUUCAGGGGUGAUGCCACAGAACCGGAGUCAUCAAGGUCGACCCUGAUGAUGGGGGCAGGGGAGCAGGGGGCCCCAGUGAACCCAUGGCUAAUCGAUGAGCCAGACGAGACCCGUGGCCUAGGCUUCGGAGAGAUCAAGCAGCAGCAGCAGCGCAUCAUUGAAGAACAGGAUGCGGGACUGGAUGUCCUGGCGGCUGUCAUCAGCAGACAGAAGCAGAUGGGUCAGGAGAUCGGCAAUGAACUGGACGAGCAGAAUGAAAUCAUCGAUGACCUCACGCACCUUGUGGACAAAACAGACAGCAGGAUUCGGAACGAGUCUCGGAGGGUUAAACUAGUGGAGACAAAGUCAUCCUCCUGUGGAAUGCUGGUGGUGAUUGUACUGCUCCUCAUCGCCAUCGUGGUGGUCGCCGUGUGGCCCACCAGCUAACGGGGGCGGCCCUGCCGGGAGAAGCGUUUCGAUGAGCACGUAUGGUGACGGUUCUUCUUACUGCAGAGGAGAUGCAGCGGAGAGGGGGGUCCUUCCCAGCUCUUUGUACUACUGGUCACUUCCACCCCUUAGCCCCUACCUCCACACACUCCUCCCCCCCUGCACUUUUUGUUCCUCCCAAUUGAAAUUUGAAUUACGACGGAAACUGCAGCUGGGUAAAUGAGUCCUUGUGGAAAACUAGCACCAGUGUUUCUCUGGAGUGGGGUGCGGGGUGUGAACUGGUGACCUCUGGGUUUCUAAGCACCUUUUCUUUCCAAAGUAUGGCUGCAUUCCAAUGUCAAGAUUGUAUUUAAUCCGGCGCUCUUCUCAUGCCAUGUGUUAGCCCAACACGUCUGUCAUUGGUGCAAAUCACAGGUCAGUGAUGAUGAUGAUGAUGAUGAUGAUGAUGAUGAUAAUACCACUAGCUUAACAAUAUUCACACAUAUUUACUCUACAUGCUUAUAUGUUGUUGUCUCUGCUGGAAUUUUCUAAUGUUUAUAUGAGAAACUGAGCCAGAACAAAAUAAUGAUACUGUCUGCUAACUUAACUGUUAUAAUUAUGUAAAUCAGAUAGGAUUAACAACUGCAGUUUCUAAUAAAUUACACUGGAAGAUAAUAAAUACCCUGGCGGUUGUGGUUUUACGUGCGUUUUUCUCAGUCUGCAAACCUAGAAAGGAUUAUGGCCAUAAUAGUUUAGAUUAUAUAAAUCCUUUUAUCCUCUGUGCAUUUUCUUGUUUAUCACCGCUUACAGUCCAUGUCAAAAUCGAGUUACAAAAGAGUGGCAGAAAAGUUGCAUUGUGUGAAACAUUUUAACAUGCUGCUUCGAGAAGGAUGUGUGCGUAGGGUGCACUUUUCACUUGUGUUAAGAACUGACAUUAUAAAUUUAAUUCCACAGACACAGAACCUGCUGUUUGUAUGGUGACAACACUGAUCACACUGGUCAGAGUGAACAGAUUUUUGAGUAUAUAAAUGUGUAGCCCGAUUUAGGAUAUAGAAAUGGUAACACUGUAAAUUA
Molecule: messenger RNA, 1860 nt
Organism: Scleropages formosus (Asian bonytongue)
Lineage: Eukaryota; Metazoa; Chordata; Actinopteri; Osteoglossiformes; Osteoglossidae
Gene: stx8
Product: syntaxin 8
Exons: 8
Coding region: 94-807 (237 amino acids)
Biological process (GO): intracellular protein transport; vesicle fusion
Cellular component (GO): endomembrane system; SNARE complex
Molecular function (GO): SNARE binding; SNAP receptor activity
Source: RefSeq, a predicted model, not a curated record